Messenger RNA from Limanda limanda (common dab), 2108 nucleotides. It is a transcript of the gene cep63, whose product is annotated as centrosomal protein 63. The transcript is spliced from 14 exons. Gene Ontology annotation, cellular component: centriole. NCBI's taxonomy places the organism in Eukaryota, Metazoa, Chordata, Actinopteri, Pleuronectiformes, Pleuronectidae. Gene Ontology annotation, biological process: de novo centriole assembly involved in multi-ciliated epithelial cell differentiation; centriole replication. The coding region runs from base 1 to 2103 and encodes 700 amino acids. The record is from RefSeq and is a predicted model, not a curated record.
AUGGAGGCUAACUUGGGAUCCCUGCAAAAUCCACAUCUAAGCUCUGUCCUGUCGUCGUGUGAGCCAGAGCUGCAGGAGCUGAUGCGACAGAUUGACAUCAUGAUCAACCAGCAGAGGAAGGGCUGGGAGGCUGAGAUCCAGACCAUGAGGCUCCGGCUGAAGGGAGGAGAGGACGAGCUGCUGACUUCCAGGAACCUUAUAAAACGGAGGGAUUUGGAGAUCGGACUGCUCCACAAGCAGCUAGAAGAUGUCCAGACUGAUCGACAAGAGUUAGAUGCCAAGUACGAACAACAACUACAGAAUGUUCGGGAAGAGUUGGAUAAAUUAAAGCGAAGUUACCACAAGCUCCAGCGCAAACAUGUAAAGGAAACCAGUGGAGGAGUGAAGGAGAAGAACCUUUCAGAGGUGAACCAACUGCAUAACAAGAUUGAGGAAUAUCGUCAGCGGGCUGCAGAGUGGGAACAGCAACACGUCCAAUCCCAGAAACAGCUGACGGCACUGGAGGCCCAGAAUCGGAGCCUGACUGAUGAGCUCACGCAUGUGAAGACUCAGUGGGCAUCAUGGCAGACAGAGAAAGAGCACAGGGAGUGUGUGGAGGUGAAGAAUCUGAGGACUCAGCUGGAGAAGACUCAGAGCAGCCUGCACUCACAGGAGCUUGAACUGGAGAGACUCCGGCCACUCGAGCUGUGGCUGGGACAGAACCAGAGAGAGCAGCAGGGGUUUUCAGGGGAACGGGAGCAGCUUCAUGCCCAGCUGGACUCCCAGGAUGCAUCUGUGCAAAGAGCCAGUUUUGAACAGCAAAGGCUUCGUAAUGAAGCUGCCAGACUCAACCAACAGCUGCAAGCUAAAGAUCAAGUAAUUUGCUCUCUGGAGGACUGCUUAACAGCUCAGGGCUGUGCCAGUGUGGAAACCCUCAGACGAGAUCUGGAGAGGACUGCAACCAAACUGCACUGUGCUCAGGCCUGUGAGGUUCAUCUCAAGACUGAACUGGCCUGUCUCAAAGAGAGACUGGAUAAAGCAAAUCGACUGAGAGAACAAGACCUGAGAAGCAUAAAAGCAGAACAUGACUCUUCUGUUACUGAGCUGAAAAAGCUGAGAGAGGAGCUUCAGACGACCAAGCAGACUCACAGUGGUGAGUUGGACGGGAUGAGGAAGGAGGUGUCGAAGCUGACCGGCGAGCUGCACCAGCGCCACCUCACCAUCACCUCACUGAGCGGCUCCGCGGCCGACAUCCAGCAGCAGCUGUGUGGCGAGGUGAAGCGAGCACAGCAGAAGGCAGCUGAGCUCAGAAUGACUCAGACACAGCUGGAGACUUUACAAACUGAGAACCAUCAUCUAAAGGAUCUGCUGCACAGACUGGAUUCUCAGUCACCAAAGAGGGGGGACUCCAUGCUUGCAUCACUGAAGGAGAGUUACCGUUCCUCGCUGAGCAGCCUGGAGCAAGAGAAUCAGAAGCUCAGGCAGGCACUCAGUGAGAUGGGAGCCCAAGUCGGGGGGAUGUCCAUCAAGGACAAUUCUGAAAGUCCCCUGCUCAGCCAUGUUGUAACCGGCAGAACAUGGCCCGCUCAGGACAAGAAUGAAGAUACCAGACAUCACAAACACCAGGAGGAGGCUAAGCCGCAGGAGAACCCCACUCGCCAUGAAGGAAAGAUCCAGAGGCUCUUUGGAGAGCUGCACACGCUUUCGAAGCCACACACAGACCAGCCCUGCAGCCAGGCCCAAGACGAUAGGCCUCAGUCAUCAGCUUCUUCUUCUUCCUCCUCCAGCAACAGCAGAUUGAUCAGGAUAAACGCUGUGCCAAUGUCAAGUUCAAAUGAAUCUACUGAGCAACAGAGCUCCAGCUCCGAAGACUCGCUGAACCUUGUGUCCAGGCAGAAAGUCCCUCCUGCUACCUCUCCUCUGGAACCUUCUUCAGCUUCACCUGCGGACAGCAUGGUCAAUCAUUUCCUGGAAGAGGAAAUGUUAUUGACCAACGAGCUGUUCCAGAGACUGGACACCCACAUCCAGGGGAUGAGAGAGAACAACAUUAGAACAGCCUCCAAGUACCUGCCCACUGGCUCAGAGCCUGACUCCCCCCACACAUCUGUACAGAGUGAUCAGUGAGUGAC